GCUGUCAAACCGCUGCAUUCCGAUGCAAAACGUCACCGAUCAAAACAAUAGCUGCCGCUAGUGAAAACUCUCGCCAGUAUCAUCACAUCAUCAUCGCCCCGUGCGUUCCUAACUUUCGUCGCAACGUCGUCAAAAUAGGUUCCAGAAUGAGCACAUCGCCCGAAGGUCAGGACAUGAUGGAGGUCUUGGCCUGCAAUAGCAACCAGCUGGCGGACGACCUACUAUCGGCCGGCACCAAUGCAGGAAAGCGGCAAAAACUCGUCCUGGACUAUCUGAAGGUAGCCGAUCGGGACGGGAAAAGUGUAACGGCCGAGUUUCCGGAUGGGCUGGAUUGGUUCAACGUGACGGAAUCGCUAACGAUGCAAGGUUCGCUGCGGGGAAAGGUGGUUGUGUUGGAUUUUUUCACCUACUGUUGCAUCAACUGCAUGCACAUCCUGCCGAAUCUGAAGCGGCUGGAGCAGCUGUACCCGAUCGAGGAAGGACUGGCGGUGAUCGGUGUACACAGCGCGAAGUUUAAGAACGAGAAAGACUCCAACAAUAUCCGGGCAGCGGUGGAACGGUACGAAAUUUCGCAUCCCGUCGUCAACGACAACGUAUCGGCAAUGUGGCGCAAGCUACGGGUACAGUGUUGGCCCACACUGAUGAUAUUGGGACCACGUGCGAACCCACUGUUUGUGAUAAUGGGCGAAGGCAACUUUGAGGAUCUGAAGCUGUACGUUGGCAGUGCGAUUCGAUUCUACAAGGAAAAGGGUGAAAUUCAGCGCCAUUCGUUGCCUCUCAAUCUGUCCGGUCCGGGUACGAUCGCAUCGAAUAUGAAAUAUCCUGCCAAGAUUGCAUGCUCGGUACCAACUGCCGGUGGUGUCGAUAGCAACGAAGAGCCACUGUUCGCUAUUUCCGAUUCGGGUAACCAUCGGAUAUUGAUCAUCGACUCGGUCGGUACAGUGUUGCACAAAAUUGGUGGCAAACAAAGCGGAUUUUUAGAUGGCAACUUCACGAAGGCACGCUUCAACGCUCCUCAGGGCGUAACGUUCCAAGGGUCCGACGUCCUGUUUGUAGCAGACAACGAAAAUCAUGCCAUCAGAAGAAUAGAUUUGAAAUCCCGCUUGGUGAGUACCGUAGCAGGAAACGGCACCCAAGGAAAUGAUCGUACCGGUGGCAGAACCGGACGGGAUCAGCUACUAUCCUCACCGUGGGACGUGGCGGUGUAUUCGACACGUGAUCUCGAUAUGUCGUUUCAUGCGGAUGAAGCGGUCGUCCCUUCCAAGGAUGUACUUUUGAUCGCGAUGGCAGGAAUUCAUCAGAUUUGGGCCAUCUUCCUGGACGAUACAAUCUGGUGGAAGUUCAAGAAAUACAGUGCCGGUACGUGCUGUGCCAUUGCGGGCAGUGGCCACGAGCAGAACCGUAACACGUCUUACCCACAUAGUGCCGCAUUUGCACAACCAUCCGGAUUGGCCAUUAACCGUGUAGCGAAGGAAGUUUAUCUGGCGGACAGUGAGAGUUCCGCUAUUCGGAAAAUUUCGCUCACAGACGGUAAAGUGAUGGCCGUGGCUGGUGGCGAUCGUAAUCCAUUGGAUCUGUUCGCCUUCGGUGAUGUAGAUGGAAAGCAAUAUGCGGCAAAGUUUCAGCAUCCUCUCGGUGUCGCGUACAAUCCGAAGGACAGCUACAUCUACUUCGCCGACACGUACAAUCACAAGAUAAAGAAAAUUGACAUCACGACAAACUGCGCGACGACCUGCGAGUUCCGCGAGGCAAAUGGUUCGAUUCGGCGCUUCAACGAACCGGCCGGCCUGUGCCUCGAUCGUACCGGCCAGCUGCUGUACAUUGCGGACACAAAUAACCACGAGCUGCUGGUGGCUAACCUUGCCGAUGGCAGUAUCCGUCCGUUAAAGUUAAACUUCCGCGUACCGGAAGAAUUGGAUAGCGUGGGUGAAAAUCGUCGAUCGGCCAUUACUACUCUGAAACCAACCCGUCCAAUCAAGAUGCAUCCGGAUGCGGGUCAGAGCUCGCUACGCUUGACGUUUAAUAUGACUUUCCCUGGGCAGGCAACCAAACUAACUGACGGUGCACCACAGCAAUGGUCGCUCGAGUUGCCUACUACGGAGUGGAGUUGCGACUGCACCAAAGGUACUAUCGAUACCGGUUCCGGUCAAUCGCUUCGGCUGCUGAUCGUACCACCAGUAAACGAUGCACUGCAACUGAACGGAAACGACCCCUCACCGAUUGCGGUUAACUUCAAGCUUAAUCUCUGUGAAGGAGACAUUUGCUUUCCGAAGGAAUUGACGGUGCUGCUAGAGGUACAAUACUCAACUAGCGAAGUUGGCCACUCAAAGGUCGAACGAUACGACGCACAAGAAACGUACGAAUUGCAGCUCUCGCGUGCAAACGUUUCCCUUCACCAACAGUAG
This is a messenger RNA of Anopheles maculipalpis, 2405 nucleotides long. Its product is annotated as NHL repeat-containing protein 2. NCBI's taxonomy places the organism in Eukaryota, Metazoa, Arthropoda, Insecta, Diptera, Culicidae. Gene Ontology annotation, molecular function: protein binding. The record is from RefSeq and is a predicted model, not a curated record. The transcript is spliced from 2 exons. The coding region runs from base 147 to 2405 and encodes 752 amino acids.